Varanus komodoensis (Komodo dragon) is the source of this 2284-nucleotide messenger RNA. It is a transcript of the gene GNL3L, whose product is annotated as G protein nucleolar 3 like. The record is from RefSeq and is a predicted model, not a curated record. Gene Ontology annotation, cellular component: nucleolus. Gene Ontology annotation, molecular function: GTP binding. Lineage: Eukaryota; Metazoa; Chordata; Lepidosauria; Squamata; Varanidae. The coding region runs from base 369 to 2033 and encodes 554 amino acids. The transcript is spliced from 16 exons.
GGAGCGCAGAGGCGACAGUGCCAAGAACAGGCGAUCGAAUGCCACCGGGGUGGUUUGUCAAGGCUAGUCUGACACAAUUAGCAGAAUCAAGGGGAUUAGCUUUGCCUCGAGCUGGGGAGUUCCACGUCUGACAUUUGCCUUAGCGGGAGGAAAGCAUAUGAAAAAUAAAUUUAAUGGAGAAAACGGAAGAGACUCCUUCUGUCUGAUAUUCCUGGAUGAGGAGUCAUUCAAACAUGUAGUCUCCGUGGCAGAUUGAAAUGGUAUAAUUCGAGGCUUUGUAUUGAGAAAAGGGAGUCAUUUAAAAGUGUCUCUAGCAGUCACUGAAUCUAGUGUUGGGCACCCCAGCUUCUCGCCCUGCUCUUGACACCAUGACCCGGCACAAGCAGAAAAAAUCUGGGAAGAGACUCAAACAUGGCAAGAAGAGGGAAGCAAAACCACAUGGGAAAAAGGACCCAGGAGUGCCUCAGCUGUCACAUUUUAAAGAGCUGGUCAAGACAGAAGCAGCACUAAAGCAGAAAAGGGUUGCAGAACUACAGGAACGGCAACGCAUUGCUCGGCAGAAGGAAAUUGGUCGGUUCCGGAGCCUGGAAGGACUCCAGAAGGAUGCCUUACGUAGGCAACAGCGUUUUGAACAGAAGGAAAUGGAUCUGAAGCAGUUGGCAAAACAUGACCUGCUAGAGAAAGACAGCUCUUGCAAGGCCUAUUACAGGGAGUUCAGGAAGGUGAUUGAAGCAGCUGAUGUGAUCCUGGAAGUCCUGGAUGCAAGGGAUCCCCAAGGUUGCCGAUGCCCACAAGUUGAGCAGGCAGUGCUGCAGUCUGGAACAAACAAGAGGCUGGUCCUGGUGCUAAAUAAAAUAGAUCUGGUGCCUAAGGAGAUCGUGGCAAAGUGGCUGAAGUACUUGAGGAAUGAAUUCCCUACAGUAGCUUUUAAAGCUUGUACUCAGCAGCAGACCAAAAACCUGCAACAAAACCGUGUCCCGGUAACUCAGGCAUCAGGUGACCUGCUGAGUAGUGGCGCCUGUGUUGGGGCAGACUGCCUGAUGAAGGUGCUGGCUAACUACUCCCGGAAUCAGGACGUCAAGACAUCCAUCAGUGUUGGGGUUGUGGGCUUCCCAAACGUUGGCAAAAGCAGCUUGAUCAACAGCUUGAAGAGGAGCCGGGCCUGCAAUAUUGGGGCCACUCCUGGCAUCACCAAGUGCCUACAAGAAGUGCAGCUAGACAAGCACAUAAAACUCCUAGACUGUCCAGGCAUAGUUGUGGCUUCUUCAGCUUCAGAUGCUGCCAUGAUCUUACGAAACUGCAUCAAGAUAGAGCAACUGGCUGACCCUAAAAGCCCAGUGGAAGCCAUCUUGAAACGAUGCAACAAGCAGCAGAUCAUGCAGCACUAUGGCGUGCCAGAUUUCCGGAACACCACAGAGUUUCUGGCUCAUUUAGCCAGGCGGCAGGGCAAGCUGAAGAAAGGAGGGACACCGGACCAUGAGAAAGCAGCCAAGGCAGUGCUGAGCGAUUGGACAAGUGGAAAAAUCAGCUAUUUCACCCACCCACCCGAGACCCACACGCUCCCCACUCACAUCAGUGCUGAGAUUGUGACAGAGAUGGACAAGGCUUUCGAUUUUGAGGCUCUGGAGCAGGGGAAUGAGGCAGCUUUGGCGAACUUGCCAUCUGGCCCUGCAGGCAUUACCCUAGAGGGUUCCGGCCUCACCAGUGGGGCAGAAGUCGAGAUGGAUGAGGAAGAGGGGUCCUGCCACCAAGAGGAAGAAGAGACUAAGAUGGAGGAAGAGAGGGAUCUGGAGUUUGGCCCAAUGACAGUUGAGCUGAAAACCAAGAGCAAGACCCUCGCGGAAGUAGAGAAGGCUGUGCCAAGGGCUCCUGACUUGGGUGAGAUCUCCGCCUUAGACCCCCUGCACCAGGGACAGGGCUUGCGAGCAGCAAACAAGCGGCGCAAAAAACAGCAGAAGCGGGCAGAGAAAAUUGCCAGCAAGCUCUCUGCAACACUGACAGCAGCCAUGAAUUUCAGCUUGUCAGAUGACUAAGGAAUGUGCUGAAUAGCGCGAAGAAGAUGAUGGGUACUGGGACUUUAUUUUAUCUGCCUCAGGAAGGUUGCCCUACUCCCAGCCAUUGGUAGCAGAAGGGGACUCUUUGUGACCCAUCAUCCUUGUUUGUUGCUGCAGGAACUGAUGACAUGGUGCCUAUGCAAAACAAAGAGUUCUUUCUCUAAGAUGUUUUUAUUAUUUAACAGGUUAAAAUUGGAGACAGUGUGUAAAUAAAAGUGCCACUGCUCUAC